AUGACUCAAGUCCUAGAAUCAAUCGCGGCCAAUGUCAUAACAGCUGAACGACAGCCACACGUCUCUAUCAAGCAGGUCUCUGCCGGGCACUGAGCGGCCGACCCCGGCCGUCCCCCACACCGCCGCCCCAAGUGCAAAUCACAUGCCGGCUCCCACCCGCACUCACCGGCCUCCUACUGGGCUGUCUCUGCCUCCUCUCCUUGCCCCAGGUGGCCUUAUGCGGCGAUCCAAUAAUGUUCUGCAUCCCUUUUGGUCGUGGGAUGCCACUUGCAUCGAGCAUGUAGUCGACAGGAGAAGGCGGCAUCGGCGAGACGUGCCUUCUCGACGAUGGCGGCCGGGAGUAGGUGAGGAGUGAGGAGGGCGUCUCGGUGGGCGGCGACGUGAUUGGAGGCGACAGGGGCGGGUGGGGCGAGGUGAUGCGGAGAGGGGGUGGGAAUACCUUCACAGCCUGCAGAAGGGAUAGCACGCAGCAAAAAACAGGAAUGCGAAGAUAUGGUCACCUCCGUCGCUUGCUCACCGGUAUGUUAGGCAGCCCGCCAGGGAUGUCUCUCCAGCUGAUCAUGCGCCUAACUGACGACGGCUCGUCUUCCUUCCGAUCCACAGGCCGCACCACCCUCCUGGCCCGCGCAAACGACGCAGGUGGCCCCUCCAACCCUUCAGCGGAUGCCGGCCUGGCGGGAGACGAUGCCAAGGGCCUGCGUUGCGUGUGGUCCCCUCUCUCCGGAUCCUCUCUCCUCGGCGACGGUCGGUGUGACGGCGGCAGGAGGGAAGACGUGUGUGGGUGUUCGUCCUCCUCCUGGUCUUUCGCCUGAGUCCGUGGGGUCCGGGGCGACCCGAUGGAUGACGAGAGAAGAUCGUCAGUGGACGACGCCCGAUGACUGAGCAGGGAGCUCUCGUGCCGCCUUGCCGGCGGCAAAGACGGCACCUUGGCAACGUGGGUGCGGCGGGUCUGUGCCUCUGCUGCUGCUGGUGGUGAGGUCGGUCGUUGUGUCGGCCGUGCGGCUGUCUGCACACGUGGAGGCGCCGACAGCGGCCGGUCAUAGCCGAUUGGCGCCCAGUAUCGUGGAAGGUCCUCAUAUGUGUAUGAGGGGGGCGUGUGGGAGAUCUGGUACGCCCUGAUUGAUAUCAAUGUCAACAACACACAAAGGCCAACCAAGAAGGGCCCCUGCGCGUGUGCGUCACUCUCAUUCGCACUCACCUCAGAGCAGCCACAUUGAAUUGCGAAGCCCAUACAGUCAGCGGCAGGAUGGGCGGCACAUUUGGGUUCAGCAAAAACGGCCGUAUCACACUCGGCGCCGCCAGAGCGUCCAUGUCGCCCAAACCCACGAUCACCCAACCUCCGGGCAGCGUGGCCGGCAGCUUUAUCCGCACACCGGCAGCGGUCCUCGGUCCGCUCUUGGACGGCAGGAGAGCCUCCUGCGCCCUCAACUCGUCCUCCUGCACCUGCUGCAGCCACAGUCGGUGUGUGGUGGCGUUGGCAUUGGUCGUCAAGACGGUGUCCGAUGGCUGUGGGGCGACACCGACAGCCGCUGUGGGCUGCUCGGGGGCGGGUGCGGGUGGAAAGAGCAGGGGGAAGAUGGGCGGGAAGAAGGGCGGGAGGGAGAUGUCGGUGUUGCUGGGCUGUUCGAUCACUGCAAAGAAUCGCCAGCUGCCAAGCUGCAAGGGAGAAAAGACCAGAGCAUACCACAUGAACUUCGUUCGUUGUGUCUGGUGGAUUCAUACGUCUUUCUUGUCCCUUGUGGCACUAGAGUGAUCCAUCGGCCAGGUGUCAGCUCUUUGGUAACCUGGCGCCACCCGCCCUUCACCGCCCUCCUGCCCCUCUCCAGCAGCCGUCCAUCGCCUGUCAAAGAUACCAGCCAUCCUCCUCCCAUCUCCUGUCGUAUCGAUGUCGCCCGGAGCUGCCUCUGCAUGCGACACCAACAGAGAGACGAGACACGAUAUUCCUGAAGGUGUCCGUGUGGCUCUUAUGCUCUUAUUUGCAUACGUCGGGGCACCAGCCGCAUUUUGGCAGUCGACAUGGCGGCUGAUGCGGCGGCUUCUCGGUCUCCCUCCCUCUCCGCUUCUCUAGUGGUUGUGUCCCCAGCAGCCGCUUCCCGGCCUGGCUGGCCUUCUGUCGGUGGCUGACUCGUGCCAGCACCGCUCUCUGGCUGCGAUUUAGGUGGGUAGUCGGCCGUGAGCGGUGACAUGAGCGCCUCACGAUAGAUGGCGGGAAGUGGCUGGUCGAGGGUUGAUAACACGGUGUGCAGAGAUGCGGCACCUGAUGCAUGAAUGGAUGGACAAAGGCAGCAAUGAAAUUGUGACUGGGGUGGUCAGUUGAGUUGAGCGGUUUUGUGUGUUUGUGUGUGUGUAGUUACCUUGCGAUGUGAGCGUGAUGCCCUCCCUCGCCAGUGCUGCGAGGAAUGCAGUAACGUUCUGAUGGAAGAUGUGGUGGGCCUGAGGUGAAUAUACACGCCAAAACAUCCAUAGUGGGAUGCAUAGAGACAAAUCGUGCGUACGACUCGCUUGCCUUGAGUGCGAUAUAGAGCUGCCGCUGCAUGUCCUCGCGCUCCUUCCGCGCCUUAUCUCUCUCCCUGCAUAAUAAAGCGGCCAACGAGAGACCAUACAGGCAACCAAAGGAGUCCUUGACAUGUGCGCUUACUUUUCGGCCUCUUCUGUCUGUUUGGCGAGCUCUUUCAUCUGUGUGUCCAGCACCUUGUCGCGAUCGUCAGCCAUUUGCCUUCCAGAGAGAAAGGCAUCCAUAGAAACGACCUUAAUUUAUCUGCUGGCUGGUGAACUAUGAGGGGUCAUGGCCAGCGCACCUCUUCUGAUCGAUCAGUAGAGCCGCCGUCUUCCAAUCCAUGCCGAACGUCUCGUCAUACUCCGGCUCGCCAAACAGCACAUCACCCUCACCAGCACCAGCACCGGCGCCUUGAGUGGCAGAUGCCCGACGAGGGGAGGGAGUAAUGAACCUCUGAGAGCCUCGCUGCAAUAGGGAGACACGCAGCCAGUGGGGAUGUUUGAUCAUAUUGGUCUUGUGUGGCUGCGUGUUGCUACCCUCGUUGGUGCCUUUGGUCGGAGAUCAGUCGUGGGCUUGGCCUGGGCCACCAUGGCCAUUGCGAUACGGGUGUGCGCCGCGUUCAGCUGGCGACGCAAGGACUCCAUCUCUUUCUCGGUCUGCACACGAUGCGCAAAUGGAAACUGUAUUCUGCGUAAGUGUGUCUGUGUGCUGUUUGCCUCUACCUUUGCCUCGGCUGCUUUGACAGCCCUCUGCACCUCCUCUGCGAUCCGCUCGCUGAUGUCCAUUUCCUCCUCACCGACACCCAUGCCCACACCGGCCUCCUGGACACAAGACACACAUUGAUAUCCACACGAGAUGAAGCAAACGAAGCAUGUGCGAUGAUCAGUGGUGGCUCACCGAUGGCACUCCCGACGUGCCAGGCGGCGACAGCGGCCCCACGCCUUCCCUCUCCCUCUCGCCCUCAUCCUCACCUCUGCUCCUCACUGACGCCGCCUCACCACCAGCAGCACCAGGACCGCCAGCGGCAGCAGGCCACCCCACACCAGCACCAACACCAAAACCUGCAGCAGCAGCGGCUGUUGCCGUCCUUGGCGAGAACAUGACAGACGGGGCGCGAGCACGCUGCCCUGCCGCUGGUGGUGGUGGCUGCAUUGCCUCUGUCGGCAUCUGUGUGGUGAAGACCGAUGUCGGCUGGGGAGGUGUCGGAGGCUGGGCUGGCGCCUGUUUCGCAGCCGCGUCUUGCCGCGCUUUCUCGUCACGACGGCGCACAGCUUGAAAGACUUCAUUGAGUUUGCCCUGCAGGUGUUCUAUCUCCAGGUCUCGGCUGCGCAACUCAUCCUCCUGACAAAUUACAAGCAUAUGCACACACACAAGAGAACUGUCGCAGUGGCCCAUCCAUCGACCCACCAGGCUCUUCUUCAUCUUUUUGAGAUAGUCAACUUCCUCCAACGCCUCGCCGUGGAGGGCCGCCCGCAGCGCCGCGAUGAAUGCAUCCUCGGCCUCCUGCACAUCAACCGACAGCUGACUGUCGCGGUCCUGCAAACAAAGACAAGCAAAGAUGGGGACUAGGCGGCCAUUCUGUGGUGUCUCUCUAUCUGCCAACCAGGCGAUCGGUGCGGCCGCCGCCCCGCAGCAUGGCGAUCUCGCGGAGCAUCGCUGCUUUGGAUGCGUUGUAGGCCUCACGAAGCCGCUGGAAGAGGCGGGCGAGCUCAUCCAGCUCCUUCUCCUUGCGGCUCAGCUGCAGCAAUAGACCCUGCACAAGAUGGCACACAGCCCAACACACAGCAUGGUGGAUGGCAUUACGAUUCUGGCUGCACUUACGCCAGCGUGUGGAGUGAGCUUGUCUGUGUCCAUGUGCAGCACAAACGUCCUGAGCGCCUUGGCGACCUCCUCGACAGCCGUCCUGAUGCUGCGGUCGGUUGCCUCCUGUUCUCGGCCCUCAACGAUGCCCUGUCUCACCCUGUACCGAAGCAGACGGCCUAUCUCGCUCUUCACCACCACCUGCGCCAAACACACAAACACGUGCAAGGCCUCUUUGCAAUGCCCUUUUGCUUUUGCUUUGCUCACCUGCAGAUGCUCCAGCUCCUGCGCUCGGUUCAUUGCAACGGGCUUGUCAACGAUGGCCAUCUUUAGCUGCAGCCGCUCAGGCGAGUGCUCCACCAGUUCCGUUGCCAUACGGCUCUCAGCAUCAGCCACCUCCCGCAGCGCUCGGAGCGGCGAGCGAGGCGACAUCAGGGCGCUGCGAGGCGAAGUUCCCGGCGGGAAGUCAGAGGUGUCCAUUAUCGCCUUCGCCAGGCCGCUCUGGGAAGUCAAACGAGCCAUCUCUGCAAUGUUG
This is a messenger RNA of Vitrella brassicaformis, 4832 nucleotides long. NCBI's taxonomy places the organism in Eukaryota, Vitrellaceae. The record is from the annotation of a GenBank genome assembly.